Messenger RNA from Lucilia cuprina (Australian sheep blowfly), 1441 nucleotides. RefSeq names its product palmitoyltransferase ZDHHC3. The transcript is spliced from 4 exons. The record is from RefSeq and is a predicted model, not a curated record. Gene Ontology annotation, biological process: protein targeting to membrane; peptidyl-L-cysteine S-palmitoylation. The coding region runs from base 108 to 965 and encodes 285 amino acids. NCBI's taxonomy places the organism in Eukaryota, Metazoa, Arthropoda, Insecta, Diptera, Calliphoridae. Gene Ontology annotation, cellular component: endoplasmic reticulum; Golgi apparatus. Gene Ontology annotation, molecular function: protein-cysteine S-palmitoyltransferase activity.
AAAAUUUUUUUUUUAACAUUUAUACCUAUUUUACGACAACUUUAUACAAAUAAUUAUAACAAAAUUAUUUAAUAUAAGUAUUAAAUAUAAAUAAAACAAACAACGUCAUGUAUGCUCCCAUGCAUAGCAUGUCAACUGGAGAUCCACACAAUCGCUGUUGCGCUGGUCGCGCCUGGUGUGUUAAGGAUAUAUGUGGAGUUUUCUGUGCCGUUCUUACAUGGCUGCUAAUCCUAUUCGCUGAGUUUGUUGUAAUGCGCGUCAUUUUAUUACCAAGUCCACAUCCAGUAUUUAGUACAGUGAACACGAUAAUUUUUCAAAUAUUAGCCUUUUUAGCCUUUGCCUCACACAUACGCACCAUGUUAUCAGACCCGGGUGCUGUGCCGCGCGGUAAUGCCACCAAGGAAAUGAUCGAGCAAAUGGGUUAUCGUGAGGGACAAAUGAUUUUCAAGUGUCCCAAGUGUUGUAGUAUUAAACCAGAACGUGCACAUCAUUGUUCGGUGUGUCAGCGUUGUAUACGUAAAAUGGAUCAUCAUUGUCCAUGGGUGAAUAAUUGUGUGGGCGAAAAUAAUCAAAAAUUUUUUGUUUUAUUUACGUUUUAUAUAGCUUCCAUCUCAGUGCAUGCCAUAUUUUUGGUCUUAACCUCUUUUGCUGAAUGUGUACGCAAUGAAUGGCGUCAAUGUUCACCCUACUCACCACCAGCCACAAUAUUUCUUUUACUUUUCCUAACAUUUGAAGCUUUAAUGUUUGCCAUCUUUACCAUCAUUAUGUUGGCCACUCAACUAACAGCCAUACUCAAUGAUCAAACGGGCAUUGAACAACUUAAAAAAGAAGAGGCCAGAUGGGCUAAAAAAUCUCGUCUUAAAUCUAUACAAUCAGUUUUUGGACGUUUUUCUUUAGCUUGGUUUUCACCUUUUACUAAACCUGCGGGAAAAACUAGAUUUAAUUCACAUUUUUAUUCAGUGUAAAAAAAAGAGAAAUAAGUGCCUUUCUACAACACUUAAGCAAAAACAAUAUUAAUCAUGAUGAACUUUACCAAAAACAAGAAUAGUUACAUCCGUAAGCAUAUAUAGACAUAUUAAUAUAACUUUUUUUUUGUAUUAUGAUAUCUAUUCUAUCUACAUAUUUUUAAAGAGUUUUUACUGUGCAAUAAUAUUUCCUUCUGUUUUUUUCAUAAACAGCAACAACAACUUUAUGUUGUAUACAGUCAUAUGAUUGAUGAUGUAGAUAAUUAGUGUGUUUUAAAAAAUACCUUUUUGGUUCUAUCUCACUUAUCGAACGAAUGAAAGAAUAAACUUUGAAACAUUUCUGAGUUUUAUCUUUAUACCCUACACCACUGGGGAGGGUAUAUGGGGUUUGUGUUGAUGUUUGUAACUCACAAAAAUAUUGAUCCUAUACCCACCUUAAAGUAUACCAAUCGGCUCAGAGUCAUUUUCUGAGUCGA